CCCAUCUUCCGCCUUAUGCAAAAAUCACAGUCACUUACAGCUCCAACAAUGCAAGGCCACCAAAACAAAGCGAUCUCAUCAUCAUCCCUCUCAUGCAUACACUUUACUUUGUGCAUCUUUCUCCCACUCCUAGUGACCGGAACCAGCGGUUCAAAGGUUCCGGCGGUCAUCGUGUUCGGUGACUCGUCGGUGGACGCUGGGAACAAUAACUUCAUUCCCACGGUGGCCCGGAGCAACUUCGAGCCUUAUGGGAGGGACUUUCAGGGUGGGAAGGCUACAGGGAGGUUCAGCAAUGGAAGGAUACCCACUGACUUCAUCUCUGAGGCUGUCGGACUGAAGCCAUACAUUCCGGCGUACUUGGAUCCAAAGUAUAACAUUUCCGAUUUCGCCACCGGGGUCACCUUCGCUUCUGCCGCUACUGGUUACGACAACGCCACUUCCGAUGUUUUGUCGGUGAUACCACUAUGGAGGCAAAUGGAGUAUUACAAAGAUUACCAAAACAAGCUAAGAGGGCAUGUUGGAGAAAGCAGGGCAAACCAGACCAUAAGUGAAGCAUUACACAUGAUGAGUCUGGGAACAAACGACUUCCUGGAGAAUUACUACACCAUUCCCGGCCGGUCGUCGGAGUACACUCCUCAGCAAUACGAGAAUUUCCUCGCCGGCAUCGCCGAGAACUUCAUCAGGAAACUCUACGGUCUGGGUGCCCGGAGGAUCUCCCUAGGAGGCCUCCCUCCAAUGGGCUGCCUGCCAUUAGAGAGAACCACAAACAUCGUUGGUGGUAAUGAAUGUGUUCCCAGUUACAACGCCAUAGCCCUGGAGUUCAACAAUAAGCUCAAGAGAUUGACCAUGAAGCUGAACAAGGAGCUACCUGGGAUCAGACUCGCGUUUUCUAAUCCAUAUUUCAUUUUACAGCGCAUCAUAACAAAACCUGCCCAGUAUGGGUUUCAAUCGACCUCAGUGGCGUGUUGUGCAACAGGAAUGUUCGAGAUGGGGUAUGCCUGCAGGAGAGGGGAGAUGUUCACUUGUUCAGAUGCUUCCAAAUACGUUUUCUGGGAUUCUUUUCAUCCGACUGAGAAAACCAACGGCAUUGUUGCCAAUUAUGUGGUCAAGAAUGUUUUAACUGAAUUCCUAUGAAAACAAUAUAAUUAAAUCCCUAAACUACAUUGUUGAAUUUCAAUGUCCUGUACUACUUCCUAUUUAUUUCUGUCGAAUCUUUAUAUAUAAGUAUAUCAAAUUUAGAAGUGGUGGAAUAAAGUUUAGUAUAGGAUAAGGAUAUCUAAGAGUGGGGUGUGUCUAUUUUGUUUUAGCGUAAUUUGUGUAAGGUAGUGUUGGGCAGAUUCGAAUUCUAGUUUUGUGAAUUGUGAUGUGUUCUGAGGUUGGGCUAUAUAAAUCCAAGGAAGAUUUUGUCAUUAUUAUGUCUCUGACUGAAGUAAAUUGUAUGAUUUAGCUGUCUAAUAUUAAAUAUUACUGGAUUUAUCGGGUUAUUAUCUAAAUAACUU
Messenger RNA from Neltuma alba, 1499 nucleotides. RefSeq names its product GDSL esterase/lipase At2g04570. The record is from RefSeq and is a predicted model, not a curated record. Bases 16 to 1134 code for a protein of 372 amino acids. Gene Ontology annotation, molecular function: hydrolase activity, acting on ester bonds. The transcript is spliced from 4 exons. Lineage: Eukaryota; Viridiplantae; Streptophyta; Magnoliopsida; Fabales; Fabaceae.